AUCAUUGUAAAGUCACUUAGUAAAUGCAAGUGUCUGACAGUUUGAAAAUUCUAACAGGCAAAAGACGAAUAGUUGCCGUAAAUCACCAAGGAACUGAGUCGCAUUAGCCCUUAGUUACUUUAGGUACACGAAAAAAGCCGCAGAUUACCUAAUGGCUGGCUGAUGUGCUGUGUUACCCAAGGAUUUAUCGGCUAAACUCGAGAAAUCAGCUGUCUGCUACUGAACAAAUAUGGCGUCUAGUUGGAGUUGGAGUAUUUUACUCUUUUACUUGUGGACUUUUAGAUAUGCUUCAGGCCAAGAUGGCUGUUCUUCGGGAGAUUGUUUCCCUCGCAAUACUGAGAUUACUGGAUUUUAUAACGCAACCACGAACUCUACUUGUGGAACUCCAAGAGAGGAAUACUGCAUCGCACAAAGUGGUUCGGACUGCUCCAAAGUUUGCGAUGCAAGUAACCCUAACACGAGUCACCCAGUUAGCCACGUGAACGAUGCUUUCGAUCUAAAAACAUUUUGGAAAUCUAGAAAUGUGGACCAACCAGUUUUUAUCGAUUUUAAUUUCGGCGCAGUUUAUAUAUUCAUGCAAGCAAUGUUGUUGUUCGAAUACGAGGUCCCUGCGGCUAUGUACCUAUCGAAGUCGAAGGAUUUUGGUUUCUCGUACGAUGUUAUUGGGUUCUAUUCUUCGGAUUGCCAGGCAUAUUAUAAUAUGACGGAGACCCAGUAUAACAGAAGGAAUGCUUCGCUAACCGAAUGUUUCAAGAUAAACCCCCUCAGUAGCGACCAACGUGUAAAUCACAUGCCUAUGCAGGAUACAGUGAUUGCAGCUAAAAUCCGUGUCGAUCAUAAUGUUCAACUAAAGUUUCUAAUGACCAACUUUCGUGUUGUCCUGGACAAGUAUGUGACCCCACCGGGCUAUGAUCCUCCCACCAGCAGUGACACCUUGAAGAAGUCAUUCUACUUCUCCAUACAGAACAUUGAUAUCCUGGCAGCUUGCUUCUGUAAUGGACAAGCAGAUACUUGUGACACCAAGGACCCUUCUGUUUGUGUCUGUGAAAAGAAUACUGCUGGAAAUAAUUGUGAGAAAUGCUUGCCACUGUUCAACAACAAGCCAUAUGCACCUCAAAGGGCAUGUGAAGAUUGUGGAUGUAAUAACCAUUCAGCCAGCUGUGAAUACCACUCCAGUAAAGGGUAUGGUGUGUGCCUGAACUGCACAGAUAACACCAUGGGGGAUAAGUGUGAGCAGUGCAAGCCAGAGUUCUACAGAAACCCAGACACCCCACUGAACCACACCAAUACUUGCUUAGAUUGUGCGUGUACCCUGACUGGAGUACGGAACAUGCCCAACAACACGGAAUGUAAUGCUGUGACCGGAGAGUGCGACUGCAAGCCAAAUGUCCAGGGCCGGGCGUGCGACACAUGUAAAGACACCAUGUGGAACAUUAGUAACACAAGUCCUCAGGGUUGCCAAGAAUGUGGUUGUCAUGGUGCUGGCACUGUGAACGCCUCUGACGUGUGUCGCAAGCUGGACGGGCAGUGUCCGUGUAAACAAGCUGUGACGGGGAGGACUUGUGACACUUGCAAGGACGGCUUCUACAGCCUGAACGCAGGCAACACCGCUGGCUGCAGUGCAUGUAAUUGUGACCCCGCGGGCUCAAUCAAUGUCACGUGUUCCGACGGUGGAGCUUGCCACUGUCGGCCUCACUUUUCUGGUUUGAAGUGUGACGUCAUUGAAAGGGGAUUUUACAAAGCAAGUGUAGAGGAGUUGGUGUUUGAAGCAGAGAAAGGCGUUAUCGCUCCUGCUCAGGACCAGAUCAUAAGGCAUUCCAUGUCGCCUGACAGCAGUGGGAACAACCGCUUGUUUGUUGCCGUCGAGCUUGUGGAAGGCAACAAUGUGACGGAGCCGAGCCGUGUGGCCCUGACAGUCUCACUACCAAAGACAAGCUUCUACGAUGUCGCGCUUAGAUAUCAGACAAAAACGAAUUGGCAAUUGAUCAAGAUGACCCUGAGCCUUCGCUCGCUGUUUAGCAGUUUCUCCUGUGAUGGCGGCGUCACCAUGGUUACCAAUAAUACCCCUACCACUCUUCUAUCAAACUUGCCAUCUGGUGCGGAGGCUGCCGUGUUCGACAGAGGGGCGUGUCUGAGAGAAGGGGUGUAUGCAGUAGAGGUUGUCCUGUCGCCUGGUUCUACUGGCGCAAACAAAGCUACUGCUAAACUCGCCCUGGACUCGGUUGUUAUCUUUCCGUCCAUCACCCGAUACGCGGAGUACACCCGCGCAAGCCCCGCACUACAGCAAAAUAUGUCCUACUAUCACGGACUUGUUCCGGACUAUAGAAACUGGACCGGACACAAAGAGAUCGGUUGCCAAGUGUUGGCCGGUUUCUAUGGCGACCUUUACCAGAAAGGGCAGGCAUGCGAGUGUAACGCAACAGGUGCCGUCACGCCAUCUGUGUGUGACCAGUGUGGAGGGCAGUGUAGCUGCAGGCCUCAUGUGAUUGGUCGGAAAUGUGACGAGUGCAGACCUGAUUACUAUGACUUCACUUCCGGUCUUGGGUGCAAAGCGUGCGCAUGUAACAUGACCGGAUCCAAGCGCAGCUCCUGUCAUCCGGACACCGGAAAGUGCGAGUGUCACCCGUCAAUCACCGAACGCCAGUGCUCGCGCUGCCUUGACCAUUACUUCAACUUCACAAGUGGUGUUGGUUGUCAGCCGUGCGGGUGUAACGAGUUGUACUCGCGUGACCUUCAGUGUGAUAAUGACACCGGGGUGUGCUCGUGCAAGGAUGGUGUGGGCGGAGCCAAGUGUACGGAGUGUAGUGACGCCUUUUAUAAUCUCACCACUGAAGGCUGUACCGGCUGCCAGUGUGACUUAAACGGUAGCCUCAAUCCAGUCUGCAACAAGCUGAACGGUAACUGCACGUGUCGCUCUAAUGCCAUUGGCCGGUUAUGUGAUAGUUGUCCGGAUGGAUCGUAUGGACUUAGGGCCGGACAUCCGGACGGUUGCUUGCGUUGCCAUUGUUCCGGAUUCUCCACUAAUUGUUCUAUGGCUAGCGGUUACACACGUGGGCAAUUGAUCUCCGAUUUUCUUCUGACUGCUGACCCGACCGAUUUGGACGGAUGGACCGGACGCUAUCCGAAUGGACAGUUGGCCAGUAAUCUUCGAUCUUCGAUCUCAAAUCUCCCAGGAGGCUUAAGGUUUCACAUUGAAGCAAGUUCGGCUCGCGACUUCUACUUUUCUGCGCCCACAAAAUACCUGACCCGCGGUCGAUAUGCUUACACGCAUGCCAUGACCUUCUCACUGCAACAAGACAACACUACGAUCCCGUCAUCCUCCACGAGAGGUGACGUCAUCAUCAAGGGGCGGUACUUCAACAGCGAGCUGGUGACUUCCCUUCCCACCCCCCCUGGGUUAACGUUUACCACUUAUAAGGUUGUGUUCCUGGAGUCUAACUGGAGAAUUGGCAACACCUCUGGCCGAGUCGCGACUGACAAAGAGCUCGUUCGCGUCCUCAGCAGCUUGGAAUACCUGUGGAUCAGAGGAAGAUGGACCAACCUUACUGACCCCUCCCUUAAAACUCGCCUGAUGGACAUCACCAUGACUAUAGCCAAUAAGAGCUCGAUAGGAGACACCGUGUUUAACGUGGAGACUUGCCAGUGUCCCAUACAGUACGUGGGGCAGUUCUGCGAGAGGUGUGCCCCCGGGUACACCCGUGCCACGCCCAAUGGGGGCGCAUACACCCCUUGCGUCCCGUGCAGCUGUAAUAACCACACAGACACAUGUGACCCCGAGUCUGGUGUGUGCAUCGACUGUCAGCACAACACCACAGGUGACCAUUGUGAGAAGUGCGCAGUCGGUCUCUAUGGCGACGCCACCAAUGGAACAUCCACCGACUGCCGAGAGUGCCCCUGCCAGGGUGGUCCCUUCUCCGCCAACUCGUUCGCUCGCUCGUGCGUGCUGGGGUCCGAUGGGCUACCGACCUGUACCAACUGCAGCGAGAGCCACGCGGGGCGGCAGUGCGAGAGAUGCCAGGAUGGUUACUAUGGUACCCCUACGGACCCUGUCAACGGCCAAUGCCGGAAGUGCAACUGUAACGGUAACGUGGACCCUGGCGUGACAGGCAACUGUAACACAACGACUGGCGAGUGCCUUAAGUGCCUAUACAACACUUCCGGGUUCAACUGCCAGUGGUGCGUCUCGGGUUUCCAUGGCAACGCUACAGCGAAGACGUGCCAAGCUUGUAACUGUACCGAUCUGGGCUCUAAACAUGGCGUGUGUAAUAAUGUGACGGGACAGUGUGACUGCCAUCCGCUCGUCACGGGCCUGUCGUGUGAACGGUGCGUGAAAGACGCGUUUAACUACACAAGCGGGAAAGGGUGUACGGCGUGCGGCUGCCAUCCACAGGGAUCCAACGAUACGCAGUGCGACGCCGUUUUUGGCAACUGCACGUGCAACACUAACGUGAAAGGUGACAAGUGCGACCAGUGCAUGCCUAACUUCUACGACGUGGGCAAAAGCUGUAUAGCAUGCAACUGCUCCGAGAACUACACUCAGCCGAACACCACGUGCGAUGUCGUGACCGGACAGUGCAAGUGCAACAUCAGCUCCGGUGGGGGGUACUAUGGGGGCAGGACGUGCGACUCGUGCGCCUGGCAAGCUGUCGCUGACCCCACGGACCCCAAGGUCUGCUACCCUUGCACCGAGGACUGCUACCGGAACUGGUAUGGGCACAUCCAGGUGGAGAAAGUGCGCGUGGUAGCCCUUGACAGGAACGUGUCCUUCAUGCUGGACUCGUUCGGCGGCCUGUCGGUGGAGAAGAUCAACAGUACGCUACAGGAACUGAACAAAGACCUGGAGGAGGCCGAAGUGGUGUUUAAAGGGGCUCAGUAUAACACAAAGCAGUACGAGGACCUUAUAGACGGCAUUCGCUCCACCAUCACAGACCUACAGACACGACUCAACAACAGCCGACGCGCACUCGCCGAAACCGCGCAGUACCUGGACACAAGUGUCUACGCCUUCAACGGCUCAGUCAAUGUCACGCUACAGGUCUUUGCUGAUUGGAUAUCGCUGAAUGCCAUGGCGACAAAGCUCAAGACCCAGGCCCUAGCACACAAUUCGUCUGGGCAUGCCUCGUAUGCAAGCAUCCUCAAUAGCUACAACACGAUCCAACUUGCCAACGCCACUGCAGCAACCGCUGCACAGCAAAUCGCAGACGCCAUGACAAGACUGGACGAGGUUGCCAGGCAACGUGGUGAAGUGGAGUCGCGGCUAGGGUCCGAAUUCCAGGCCAGGUUACACCAAAACCGCGAGCUUCUGUCGCAGAUCCAACAACUUAGCAAUGAGAUUGUAGCACUCGCCGCGGCCGCAAAGGCUGCUGGGGACAAUGCGAGUACCACAGUGACGUCAGCUGAAAUCACCGUGCGUCUUGCCAAUCAGACCGCUUACCAGAAGCGAACGCAGGCUCAGCAAGCGCUUCAAAAUGCCGAGACUGCGCGUACCGAGGCCACUGAGGCUAAGACGGCCGCUGAGCAUGCGCAGAGGGCUGCGGGAGAAUUCAAUACCAAUGCUACCGCAGUUCUAAGCGAGGCCACGACAGCCUUACACAAUGUCACGCAAGGUAUAAAGACCAUCGAGAGCGUGACAAACAUGACACGUGACUCAGAGACACUGGCCCAGUCUACCCGUGAGAAGCAGAUGCCCGUAACCUUGGAGACCAUACAGAAUCUAGCCAAUCAGAUAAAGAAUACGCCUGUCAAUAACACGCUGAUUAACCAGACAUACGAGAGCGCCGCGGAGGGACUAAAGACAGCGCGUGAAAUCGAGGCUGUGUCCCAAGAAGCCAUUAACGCUGCUGAGAAGACUUUGAGCGAAGUUCAAAGCAUCGAAAACAACACCAAUAGCGCUCGCACAGCUCGUGACCAGACAGAAAACCUGCAGAAAGAAACAGACCAGAAAGUAGCGGAGAUUAAGAACAUCACGGACUCGGUCCAAGCCAAGUUCUCGUCAGCGCUGACGAUGGGCGAAGAGACACUGAAUCUCAUCAACAACACCAUCGCGACUGUUGACCAGAGCCUGCAGUGUUACAACGAGUCCAAGUCCCGCGCACUCACAGCGGCAAAAACUGCGGAGCAUGCGUACAACAUUUCACUUGAGGCAAAGAGGGUGAACGAAUCUAUCGCCCGUGACCUCCCCACCGCGGCUGCUAAGAUCGAUACCUUAUAUGCUACUGCGCAUGCGAACUACACCGCGAUCACCAGCGCCCACAAUGACUCUGUACAGCUGCUGAAGGACGUGCGUGAGGCUGAAGUUUUACUUGAAGACUACACGCAACAACGAGAGGAAAUGACAAUAUUACAAGGCGAAGUGACGACUUUGGAGUCCGAGCUAGACACACUCACAAAACAGCUGGACGAAGAUCUACAGAAAUACGAAUCGUGUGGGUCGACAUAGCGUUACCGUCACGGGACUGGAAUUCAUGGUUACGUGACAAUCAACUAAAAACGUUUUAAAGCGUGACCGAUGUUUUCCGAUCCCUUUGUGAUCUAAACACAGAUGAGAACAGAUAAUUAGUUCGGUAAUGUGAAGUCAAUGUCAGUUGGCUUGAAGUGAAAAGAAUUACGUCACAUCAUACCAUUAGGAUGGAGGCUCGAAAGACUAACGCAAACACGGCACAAAGUAUUGGGUAUUGUGUGACCUCAUGUCACCCAGACAAGUCACAGCUUGCUGGUCAUUGGCCAAUUCCGGGGAUUGCGUGACGGAUUCGUAAACAAAGCGAGUCAGUGACAUGGCAAUUUUUAUACAUAUUUUAUAGACAUUGUAGCCUCGUCAACUGUACUUAAAAAGCCUUCUGAAGCUGUUAACAGAUAUAAAGCUCAGUUCUAUGAUAAGCGCAAACUUGCUUCACUUAAACUAAGGUCCUUGAUACUUCCGAAAAGUUCAGGCGUGCAUGCAGUUCUAGAGAUUACCUGUGCACAUUGCAAGAACUCGCAUGCAUACAUGUAUGGCUCAUAAAACUUUCCUGAACAUUCCCUGAUAAAUGUGAUGGUUUUCUUCUUUCUCGUUAACUUAUCCCUUAGCCUAUUUUGAUUAUUCCAAAACUUGAAUAUGUAUUUCCUAAUACGGAGCAAACUAGAAAACCAUCAACCAAACAAUUAGUUUUGCAUUUUGUCAGGUAUUCGCAUGCUUGCCAAGAAGUAUUCAAAGGCCUUAUUGUUAUCCUAGCAAAACGUUUGAUAUUUUUUCUCUAUAAAAUGAUUGUUGCCAUUCUAAACGAGAUUUUUUUACAUUCAAAUCCAUAGUAUAUUUGUCUUUUCGCUGCAGACAAGCAGAUAUGUCUUUUCGUUCCGAUAUAAAUUUCAUGAUAAAUCACGUUUUACUAGUAUUCCAAAGUAAGAGAACUAUUUUAGUAGAAUACAAAUAUUUAGUGUGGCAAAGGAUCUAUUAUUUAUGACAUGUAUGAACAUGCGCUAUAUACGCAAACCGCUGAUAUGUAGCAUAACAAAGCCUGAUUUAAUGGUCAGCGGUUUUUCUUCACCUUUUUAGGGAUGAUUGUAAGUUUUGACGUGACAACAAGUACAACUUAUUUUAAUUCUUAAGAAUAUUUUAUGAACUACAUAUUGUAGGUUGCAAAUAAUAAAGUUUUAUAUGCUGUGA
Molecule: messenger RNA, 7642 nt
Organism: Nematostella vectensis (starlet sea anemone)
Lineage: Eukaryota; Metazoa; Cnidaria; Anthozoa; Actiniaria; Edwardsiidae
Product: laminin-like protein epi-1
Exons: 28
Coding region: 230-6439 (2069 amino acids)
Source: RefSeq, a predicted model, not a curated record